This is a messenger RNA of Ochlerotatus camptorhynchus, 828 nucleotides long. RefSeq names its product heterogeneous nuclear ribonucleoprotein L-like. Gene Ontology annotation, molecular function: mRNA binding. The record is from RefSeq and is a predicted model, not a curated record. The transcript is spliced from 2 exons. NCBI's taxonomy places the organism in Eukaryota, Metazoa, Arthropoda, Insecta, Diptera, Culicidae. Bases 1 to 828 code for a protein of 275 amino acids. Gene Ontology annotation, biological process: regulation of RNA splicing. Gene Ontology annotation, cellular component: nucleus.
AUGGAAACCAACACCGGAACACAUGUCGAACUGAUGAAGGAAGCACCGCUGAACCGAAACGGACCAGCCAACUUCAUUCAACCGGCACAGCAACAGGGCGCAGUGAUGAUGGUCAACGGACUCGAUAACAACACAGUCAUCACCGAUAAGCUGUACAAUCUGUUCUGCCUGUACGAAAAUAUUGUCAGGAUAAAGUUCCUGAAGACCAAAGAGCAUCCAGCACUUGAACAACAUUCCAAUUCAGAUUGCAUUUUCCAAGCAGAACUACUUGUCAGAGUCGACCAACCCCUACGCUCUGCUGGACAAUUCGAUCAGCUUCAAGGACUACAGCGCCUCCAAGAACAAUCGCUUCCUUACCCGAGCAAGGUUCUUCACUUCUUCAAUACCCCACCCGGUAUGUCCGAGGAUCUGCUGCUGACUGCAUUCACCACCAAGGACUGCCACCCGUCGCAAGUGCGAAUGUUCCCGCUGAAAUCGGAACGUUCCUCUUCCGGAUUGGUUGAGUUCCCGAGCGUAGCCCUGGCGGUGAAUGUUAUCAUGAAGAGCAACCACAGCGCGAUCGAUCACAAACGCACAAAAUUCCCGUUCAUUAUGAAGCUGUGCUUCUCCUCGUCCAAGACGAUUAACGGUGCUUGGAGCAACGAGAGCACCGAAAACAUGGGCAUGGCACUGGCACUUGGCAACCCAAUGUCGGCAGCGGCCGCGACAGUCUCCGCCGUGGCAGCAGCGUCCGGUGGUGUGACGCCCAUUUCGGUGACGGGCGAUUAUCUCAAAUCCAAAUACGAUGACCAAUACGCAGAAAAAGUUCAGUGUUACUUUAAAGAUUAG